Molecule: messenger RNA, 1468 nt
Organism: Tribolium madens (black flour beetle)
Lineage: Eukaryota; Metazoa; Arthropoda; Insecta; Coleoptera; Tenebrionidae
Gene: FMRFaR
Product: FMRFamide receptor
Exons: 2
Coding region: 34-1305 (423 amino acids)
Biological process (GO): G protein-coupled receptor signaling pathway
Cellular component (GO): membrane
Molecular function (GO): G protein-coupled receptor activity
Source: RefSeq, a predicted model, not a curated record
GCACAUAAUGCGUUAGACUUGUCGAUUUGAAAAAUGUCCAACAUCCAAAACGAAUCAUUUUUUUCCAACGACAGUUACGAUUCUUGUCUUAACGAAGAAAUCGAAACGUUAAAACUUUACCGUUUCAUAAUCAACGGUCUUUUACUUAACAUUAUUGGAAUUUUGGGCAUUUUGGGCAACAUCAUCUCCAUGAUAAUUCUAUCUCGGCCUCAAAUGCGUUGCAGCAUCAACUACCUCCUCAUUGGGUUGGCCCGCAUCGAUACUGUACUCAUCAUCACAAGUAUAUUACUUUUCGGUUUGCCGGGGAUUUACCCAUACAGCGGCCUACUUUUCACUUACUACUACAUCGUGUAUCCUCAUAUAGCGCCAGUGGUGUUUCCCCUAGCUAUGGUGGUGCAAACUGCAUCGGUUUAUUUGACCUUGACUGUGUCCUUGGAACGAUUUGUGGCCGUGUGUCAUCCCUUAAGGGCGCGAUCGUUGUGCACAUACGGAAGGGCGCGCAUGUACGUCAUUGCAAUCAUCGUUUUCUCGGCAAUGUAUAAUUUACCUAAACUGUGGGAAUCCACCAUCAAAGAAGAGUGGUUUCCGGAAAGGAACGUUACUGUGUAUUGCCCAAGACCAUCGGCGUUACGAGAAAACGAACUCUAUAUAAGAAUUUACAUUCAUUGGUUGUACCUCAUUUUUUUGUACCUCUUGCCCUUUCUUGGGCUAGCAAUACUCAACGCUGCUAUUUACAGACAGGUCCGCAAAGCCAACAAGGAGCGCCAGCGUCUUUCCCGUCUGCAAAAACGCGAGAUUGGCUUAGCCACGAUGUUGUUAUGUGUGGUGGCCGUUUUCUUCGUGUGCAAUCUCCUCCCUUUAGUAUUGAACAUAAUAGACACGUAUCGCCCCUCGUGGGACAUGCCGAUUCUAGUAAACACGAGUAACUUACUAGUAACGAUUAAUUCGAGUGUGAAUUUUAUAAUUUACGUGAUAUUUGGUGAGAAAUUCAAGCGAUUGUUCUUGCUGUUGUUUUGCAAUAAUUCGCUGUUUGGAACGGGACGCGAGUCUCCGGAUGGGGGGGCCACACACGACGACAGUUUCAUGUCGAAUGGAGGAGAUAGACAAAGUUUGAGGUUGCAUAGACAGAAUAUGAGCAGGAAUGGCAUGUCAACUCGCAUGAAUGGCUCCGAAAGGGAUAAGAAAAAAGGAGGACGAUGUAGGGCUUCCAGUCCGGGGCCCUGCGUUUAUUAUCCUGCCAAAAGGGCUAGUAAGGAGAUAACGAUUGCGUAUACGACACAAACAUCACUGUCUGGACCAGACUGACCGAAACAUCAUCAAACGGACUGCACUGAGUAAAAAGCAUACUCAUAAAAAGAAAAAAAAUACAGGGUGUUUCCUUUUUAUUGUUACAAACUUAAACAGGUGAUGGAAUAUUCAAUUUUAGGACAAAAGUUUCCCAUGAACAUGUAUCAAAAAAUGUUACGUA